GGACCGGCGGCUGAGUAAGAGACCGCAUCAAACUUCUUGCCACUGGCUGUGACGUCUUCGAUCCGCCAACUUUGGAUUAGGCGAGGGCCCCUUACCGGAAAUCGACAACAUCGUCGUCGUCGCGCGAGCCGUCAUUGGUUCAUCAACUUGGCACUUGUCCUAAACCAUGUGUGUCUUGCUACCGGGUGCCCAUCUUCUUGGAGGAGGCACCGGAGACCCCUCCACAAAGAACUACCCUCGAGCAACUGAACGCGGAACUUUGACUAACUGAUGGCCACAUCGAGUGUUUAUUCAUUGGCUCCCAAGGUGUUACAGAAAGUUAAAUAGAACCUCAACCCCAGAGCUAUCCUGAGCUUAAUUCCUUCAACACCACCAGUUUAAACUUACCUAUUAUAUCCCCCUUCAGCAACCAACCUCCCCAGCAGAAAUACCAUGUCCUCGCUCCCAAAGACGUUCAAGAAGGCCGCCUUCACAGACCAGGGGUCUCGCCUCAGCAUCGGAGAAGCCCCCUUGCAGCUCCCCGGCAAGAAUGAGGUGCUUGUGAAGGUUGAGGCCUGCGGUGUCUGCCACUCCGACACCUUUGUCCAGGGGAACGCCUAUGGUAUCGGUUUCCCCUUGACUCCCGGUCACGAGGUCAUUGGCCGUGUUGCGGCCGUUGGCGAGGAUGUCAAGGCGUGGAAGGUCGGCGACCGUAUCGGAGGGGGCUGGCACGGCGGUCACGAUGGCACCUGCGGGGCUUGCAAGAAGAGUCUCUUCCAGAUGUGCGAGAACGAGGCCAUCAACGGGGUAACUAGGAACGGCGGAUACGCGGAAUACGUGCUCAUCCGGUCGGAAGCGGGCGUCAAAGUGCCAGACGACGUCGACGCGGCCAGCUACGCGCCGCUGCUCUGCGCGGGCGUGACCGUGUUCAACUCGAUGCGGCAGAUGGACGUGGCCCCCGGCGAGACGGUGGCCAUCCAGGGGCUGGGCGGCCUGGGCCACCUCGGCGUGCAGUACGCCAACAAGUUCGGCUACCGCACCGUGGCCGUCUCCCGCGGCGCCGACAAGGAGGCCUUCGCCCGCCAGCUGGGCGCCCACGAGUACGUCGACACCACCAAGGUCAAGGCCGGCGCCGCGCUCAAGGAGCUUGGUGGCGCCGCCAUGAUCGUGACGACGAACCCGCAUGCCGAGCAGAUCCCUGAGCUAUUGCAGGGGCUUGGGCCGAGGGGCAAGCUGCUGAUUGUGUCCCUUCCCGGCGAGGUGCCCUUCGAUAUCACUCCGAUGAUCCAGAAAGGACUGUCCAUCCACGCCUGGCCCUCGGGACACGCGACCGAUAUGGAAGACGCUAUUGAGUUCGCCCAGCUGCAGGACAUCGGUUGCAUGAUCGAGAAGUUCCCGCUGGAGAAAGCGAACGAGGCUUACGAUGCUAUGCUUAGCGGCAAGGUCCGCUUCCGGGCAGUCCUAACCUUUGAGUGAGGGUUCAGGGGGCGGUUUCGAAUCUUCGGUUCGGGUUGGAUACGUCGUACGGGAAUGUACUGUGAUGGGGAGCAGGGCCGAGAUGCACAUGGAGUGUCCACUGGCACGGAACCUCAUACAUAGUGAUCAAUGUUGACCCUGAUUAUACGUCAA
Messenger RNA from Chaetomium fimeti, 1608 nucleotides. Its product is annotated as chaperonin 10-like protein. Gene Ontology annotation, cellular component: cytoplasm. Gene Ontology annotation, molecular function: alcohol dehydrogenase (NAD+) activity; zinc ion binding. Bases 433 to 1455 code for a protein of 340 amino acids. The transcript has 7 exons. Lineage: Eukaryota; Fungi; Ascomycota; Sordariomycetes; Sordariales; Chaetomiaceae. The record is from RefSeq and is a predicted model, not a curated record.